Molecule: messenger RNA, 801 nt
Organism: Trypanosoma conorhini
Lineage: Eukaryota; Euglenozoa; Kinetoplastea; Trypanosomatida; Trypanosomatidae
Exons: 1
Source: RefSeq, a predicted model, not a curated record
GCCAGACAGGGUGGGUGUUGCGGGGUGUUGAGGUACUUCCUCCCGAUGCCCCGCCGCACCACACACCUUUUGCACAAGAAGGUCUCGAAUGGGAGGCUCCCGUGGAAGGCCCCUAAAGAGCUGCGUCGGUUCCGACACCCCACCGCCAACAACACCCCAAUGUCCCCAAUAAAAUAUAUGUGUGGGAGGGAGUUCACGUAUAACGACCGCCGUGGCAGUUGUCAACAUGCACUUGGUUUGGUCACCGUCGCGUUGCCAGCAACAAGGGCCUCAAUAAGCGACAAUAAUAGGAGCCGAAGCGAACAGUUGCAGGUGCCAAUGGGAAGCCCAACGCCCAUACGACCACGUCGAAUUUCGCAUGCUUCGAAGCAGAAGCUUCCCUUCAAGUCGGUUUUAUCCGGUGCGGCAAAUUUGUCCAGUUGCCGCACAAAAAAAGAAAAACAAUUUGAUGCGUCUCCACGCGGAGUACCCAUAACCCCAUCAUAUUUGCUCCUUCUGAGGGGUUUCCGUCAGUCCGCAUGCACAGCGCGACAGAAGGCCUCUUCAUUCGUCCAAAAAUGCGAAAAACCAAUAAUAAUAGUAACGAAAUCCAAUACGUUUUUGCGCCUGUCCAGGGAGCGUGUGACACCAGUGCGGAACCCGUUCCUGCACCGAGACACCAGCAAAGGAAUCUUCUUCCUUGGCAUACUCAGGACUAGGAAUGCCAUACAGCGAAACGGCCCACGUUGCCCUCACUUUCGCUUCGCCUUCGGAGAUGCCCAUAGCCCAGAAACGCUUAAUGGUAUGUCGUACGCGCUUUAG